Molecule: messenger RNA, 1718 nt
Organism: Raphanus sativus (radish)
Lineage: Eukaryota; Viridiplantae; Streptophyta; Magnoliopsida; Brassicales; Brassicaceae
Product: peptidyl-prolyl cis-trans isomerase CYP38, chloroplastic
Exons: 7
Coding region: 208-1554 (448 amino acids)
Biological process (GO): protein peptidyl-prolyl isomerization
Molecular function (GO): peptidyl-prolyl cis-trans isomerase activity
Source: RefSeq, a predicted model, not a curated record
CGGAGAAGUGAGAGUCAUAAACCCCUUAUCCUCUUUCCAUCUCCUUCCUUCUCUUAUAUCAAAAAAAUCAUUACAUACUUUACUAACUACUACUAGAGAACAAAAAGUUCACAAUAUCAAAUGUCGAUGAUUCAUCAGGGCUGUCACUGAAAAUCAUUAUCUGCCUCUCUUCAAACCCUUUAUAUUUUUAAAAAAUAAAAUCUGGAAAUGGCGGCAUCGUUAGCCUCACUGCCUACGUUUAGUUUGGUGAAUGCGUCGAGAAGGAGAAUCGAGUCUUAUGACUCCAAAAAACGCAUCGGAGUUGUUCGUUGUUGUUCCUCAGGCGACAUUCAGCAGCAGAGAGGGAGAUUAUUGAGAGAAACUGCGAUUUCAUUAGCUUUAUCGUUGGGUUUGAUAGCUGGAGGAGUAGUCCCUUCCAUUGCUUCCCCUCCCUAUGCCAAUGCCAAUGCCGCUGCUGCUGCUGCUGCUGCUGCUGCUGCUUACGCCGUAGCAAACCCAGCGAUUCCAGAGGUGUCGGUGUUGAUAUCAGGGCCUCCCAUCAAGGACCCAGGAGCUCUGUUGAGAUAUGCAUUGCCUAUCGACAACAAAGCCAUCAGAGAAGUUCAGAAGCCUCUCGAGGAUAUCACUGACAGCCUCAAGAUUUCUGGCCUCAAGGCCCUCGAUUCUGUUGAACGUAAUGUGAGGCAAGCAAAUAGAUCACUUCAGCAAGGGAAAAGCAUGAUUGUGUCUGGUUUUGCUGACUCCAAGAAGGAUCACGGUAACCAACUGAUUCAACAGUUGGAAGCUGGUAUGCAAGACAUGCUUCAGAUUGUGGAAGAUCGGAAGAGAGAUGCGGUUUCUCCUAAACAGAAAGAGAUUCUCCAAUUUGUUGGCGGAAUUGAAGAGGAUAUGGUCGAUGGCUUCCCUUAUCAAGUCCCUGAUGAGUACCGUAACAUGCCUCUUCUCAAAGGAAGAGCCACUCUCGACAUGAAAGUCAAGAUCAAGGACAACCCUAACCUCCAGGAUUGUGUCUUCCGUAUUGUCCUCGAUGGUUACAACGCCCCUGUUACCGCCGGGAACUUUGUCGACUUGGUGGAGCGCCAUUUCUACGAUGGCAUGGAGAUCCAGAGAUCUGAUGGGUUUGUGGUACAAACGGGAGAUCCAGAGGGUCCUGCGGAAGGAUUUAUAGAUCCAAGCACUGAGAAAGUGAGGACUGUUCCUCUUGAGAUUAUGGUGGCUGGCAAGAAGACUCCUUUUUACGGCUCUACCCUUGAAGAAUUGGGUCUGUACAAGGCUCAGGUUAUGCUUCCUUUCAACGCAUUUGGAACAAUGGCUAUGGCUAGAGAAGAGUUUGAGAAUGACUCGGGAUCGAGCCAAGUGUUUUGGCUGCUGAAAGAGAGUGAGCUGACCCCAAGCAAUUCCAACAUCUUGGACGGUCGUUACGCUGUCUUCGGUUACGUUACUCAGAAUGAAGAUUUUCUGGCUGAUCUUAAAGUCGGUGAUGUCAUUGAGUCCAUUCAAGUUGUCUCCGGUUUAGACAAUCUCGUCAACCCCAGUUACAAAAUCGCCGGAUAGUUGCCAAAACUUUAUCGUUAAUUUCCCUUUUUAUCUGUUCAAGUUUUUUUUAAUCUUUGUGAGAGAGAGAGAGAAAUUAUAAAUGUGUAUUUUCCGCCUAUGAAUACUAUUGUAACUUGUCUAUUUUCUUUUUUCGUUUAAGCUUCGAAUUAUUGAUAUGUUCA